UUUGGUCAUAAUGGGCACAGAAAGAGGCGAGCAGGUCGUCAUCGAUACCCACUACACUACAGUCCACACACUGGGAACGCAGAAUGAGGGCAAACGGCUGCGCUACAUGCAGAAAGAUGGCAGGUUCCCUGUGGUUUUCGAGAAGGCCCCCGGACAGUGGAGCCCGUACCUGAUGGACAUCUUCACCACGCUUGUCGAGAUCCGCUGGAGGGUCAUGCUGCUCGUCUUUUCCCUCUCUUACAUUCUCUCUUGGCUGUUUUUUGGUCUCUGUUAUUGGCUCAUUGCAUACGUACACGGGGAUGUUGAUGAUUUAGAUAACUCACCGUGUGUGGAAAAUGUGCGAGGCUUCACUGCGGCCUUCCUGUUCUCAAUGGAGACCCAGGCGACUAUUGGCUACGGUUUCAGGGGGAUGACUGAGAACUGCAUGGUGGCCAUAAUUGUGGUGACGGUUCAAGAUGUAUUUAGCUGCCUCAUUGACACCAUUGUCAUCGGUAUCAUUGUUGCUAAAAUGGCAUCCGCUCGUAAGAGAGCUCAGACGGUUGGUUUCAGUAGCUGUGCGGUGGUCAACCUGCGAGAUGGAGUUCUGUGUCUGUCGUGGCGAGUUGGAGAUUUUAGGGGAAAUCACAUUCUAGAGGGAGUCGCCAGGGCCAUGUUAGUCCGCUAUGUGAAACAGCCACCUGGGACUGUUGUGCUGUCAUACGAGGACCUGCAAAUCCAGAAUCGAGACAUCGUCCUUGCCACACCAGCCACCAUCAUCCACAAGCUGGAGCCUGGCAGUCCGCUGUACAGUCUGGGCCCCGACGACCUGCUGGGGGACGACUUUGAGCUGGUGGUUUCUUUCACCUACACCGGUGACUCGACGGGAAUGCUCCACCAGACGAGAACCUGCUACACACCAGCAGACAUCAGAUGGGGCCAGCGCUUCCAGGACAUGUUGAAAUUGGGCAAGAGGCACUACAAGGUGGACUACGCUCUGUUCAAUGAGACCACGUGGAUGCUGGUGCCCCAGCUCAGUGCCGAGGAGUUUGACAGGAGGGGACGUCCUGCAGAGGGGGGUCAGAGCCAUGGUCCUCUCUUUGCAUCCAUCACAAGAAAUGGACAUGCUUGCAAGGUGAAUCCCAACAUCACUGAAGAGGUGAUGCAGCAAACCUGUUUGUAG
Molecule: messenger RNA, 1159 nt
Organism: Plectropomus leopardus (leopard coralgrouper)
Lineage: Eukaryota; Metazoa; Chordata; Actinopteri; Perciformes; Serranidae
Product: inward rectifier potassium channel 16-like
Biological process (GO): potassium ion import across plasma membrane; regulation of monoatomic ion transmembrane transport
Cellular component (GO): plasma membrane
Molecular function (GO): inward rectifier potassium channel activity
Source: RefSeq, a predicted model, not a curated record